CACAGUGUGACAGGCCGGGGCAGGGCUGCAUUUCCUCAAAACGGCCGUUCCCAUUUUCCCAUUUUUGGGGAAUUUGGGUACCUAGUAGUGUGAGCGUGCGCUCAGACUUCUUGAAGCCAACGCGUUGUUACACACCCAUACACAGACAAACCACGUGUUUGUCGCUUCUCUCCGCUCGUUCGUCUCAGGUUCGCGUGGGCCGAGUGACGUCUGUGUGACUCACACGCACACACACACACAGACACACACACACACAACACUGAGAGAGUGAGAGAGAGAGAGAGGAAGGAUGGGGAUACGGUGGUGGGUGUUGGUAGUGGUGGCGCUUGGGAUGGUAGUGGAGUUAACGGCGGGAGCGCAAGGAGAGCACGGCCAGCAGGGUAUUGCGGAGAUGAGGACACGUGGCAUUCGGAGAGCGGUCCGGACUGCAAUCGAGCGGGGCUGGAGCGGUCAUCUUGGCACAGUGGAUGGAGCGUUUGAUCCCAGACGACAUUUGGCGGGAAGGACGCUGAGGGCGCGGGUACUCAGCGCGCGGAUGAUACGCAGGUCUGAUUCUUCAUCCUCAUCGAAAUCCAAGUCACUUGAGAGAAAAUUGGCGGGAAAUGGUGAUACCCUAGCCGAAGCGAAUCCAGUCGUCGGCCGACAACUCCGUCCCGAUCUCAUCCGACUCCAUCGGCAGGUGCUCAGACUUACGGGAGGACCUUAUCGUGGCAUGGGCCGACAUCCCCUUAAGUUUCCUCUGAUGGGUUGAUUGAUUGAUGACAGGUUCCGUCAUCGGCGGCGUUGUUGAUUGGCUCCGUCCUCUUUUUCGAUUGAUACCGUUUGUCGGUGAUUGGUUCGGUCUUCGGUGAUUGGUUCCCCGUUAUCCUCGUUGAUUGGCACAUCCCUGACAGGAGGAGCUAUCGUGCCAUGAGCAGCCAACAUCCCCAUGAAUUUUCUCUUUUGGGUUUUGAUUGAUGAUUGAUUGCUUCCAUCGUCGUCGUUGAUUGGUUCCGUCAUCUGGGAUCAGUUCCGUUGUCGUUGAUUGGUUCAAUCGUCGGUGAAAGGUUCCACCGUCCUUGAUUGGUUCCAUCAUCUUUGAUUGGUUCCAUCAUCUUUGAUUGGUUCCAUCAUCUUUGAUUGGUUCCAUUUUCGUUGAUUGGGUCCAUCAUCUUUAAUUGGUUCCAUCAUCCUUGAUUGGUUCCAUCAUCCUUGAUUGGUUCCAUCGUCCUUGAUUGGUUCCGUCAUCCUUGAUUGGUUCCAUCUUCCUUGAUUGGUUCCAUCAUCUUUGAUUGGUUCCAUUGUCGUUGAUUGGUUCAAUCGUCGGCCUUGAGUGGUUCAAUCGUCGGCCUUGAUUGGUUCCAUCGCGUCCUUGAUUGGCUCCAUCCUCGUCCUCCUGCUUUGUGCGCGACUGGGAUUCUCAUCAUUAUCGACGACUGGUUACAUAGUCCUUGAUUGGUUCCUUGGGUUGAUUGCUUUUGACGCGAUCCCGUUUUUGUAAAGAAGCCAUCCUAGUCAUAAUGGAGAGGAUGAUUAGUUGCCGUCGUUGCUUGAUUAAGGUGGAUUGAUUGGAUGGGACUGGGCUCCUGAUUGGUUCCUUGUCCUGGCGCUAAUUAGCUGCAUGGGAGGUGAUGCGCUCGUCGUUGCAGUUGAUUAGUUUUUGGUUGCUUGUGGAUAAGAAGGUUUUGUCAUUGCGGAUAAGGUUGCAGUAUUGGCACCACCAUUGUGGAUAAGGUUUGUACUUUUGAAGUAAUUUAUGAUGAUGAUGAUGAUGAUGACAACUCCAAGAUGAUGGUAGGAUCUUGUUUUCCUUUUUUCUUUUGCUGUUGUGUAAUUAUAGACGACUGUGUCUGUAUCGUCUUGGGAAAAAAAAGACGCGGGAAAGAAUCUGCUUUUUUCCCCCUUCAUUAUGAUGUGGCAGUCAUUGUGGAUAAGGGAUAGCAGGAUAAGGUUAUGGAUAAGGGACAAUAAUAGGACUACAAGAUUGUGGGUAGGGUAAGACCUGUCUCUUAUACACAUCUAGAUGUGUAUAAGAGACAGGAUGUGGAGGGGGCGGAAGAGGAAAGGUUGUGGAUAAAGGAGGUGGGAGAGGGGAGGGGGAAGACAGUGAUAUUAUGGAUAAGGGAUAGGGGAAGAAAAUAUUCUUAUGGAUAAGGAUAAGAUUCUUAUGGAUAAGGAAAAAGAGCAAAGUGCAUGAUGGGUAAGGAGAAUGGAAACAGGAUAGCAAGGAGAAGGAGAGCAGAGUUUCAAAUAAAAUAAAGGAACAUGG
This is a messenger RNA of Chara braunii, 2248 nucleotides long. Lineage: Eukaryota; Viridiplantae; Streptophyta; Charophyceae; Charales; Characeae. The record is from the annotation of a GenBank genome assembly.